GGCAGGGGUGGACGCUGCUCUGGGGGCUCUCGCUUUGCGCGCACUGCGAAGCGUGCACACUCCUCACCUCAUCUCAUCAUCCGCGUCUCUAAACCUCCCCACACCGGGAAUCUCUCCCGCUCUCUCUCUCUUUCUCGUUCACAGAAGCUAUUUUAACUUUGCGAAGACGACAGAAUUUCAGUGGCCAAAUGGCUUAUUGAAGAAAGCGACCUUCAAAUUUAUAGAGGAGAGAAAUUACGAUACUGUGGCGGGCGGCAGUAGGUUUCUUUCUUUUUUUCCCUUUUUUCUCGAGCGAAAUGAUUGGCCAUUUCUUCAAAUGAGAAAGUCUGAGAAAUGUCUUUUUCUGUGGGCGACACCAUCAGCAUCCGAGCCAUAAUGUACAGGCGAAAACAAGCCAGUCUUUGCGUCCUUCAAACAAUAUCUGGAUUGACGAGAACUCAGAGGUCUCAGAGUGCUUAAUGCCAUUAACUCCUUCACUGACAUAAACCAGUCACCGAGGAGCCUCUUUCACAUCACUCUUUCAUCUCCCUGCUGUCACAGAGAAGCUCCUUCCACUUUUUUACCCCUGCUGAUUAUGGAGAAUCUCAGUGAACUCCAAAAUCCAUUGCUGGACAAAAACAGUAAACACAUGAUCAAUGGUUAUGGAGGAGAAUUCCCCAACAAUCAUUACCAGGAAAACAUUAUAAACUACUUUGCUGGAGGAGGAGGUGGAGGUGGAGGAGGUGAGGGUGGAGGAGGAGGAAAAGUGAGUAAUGGCAAUGCAGUGAGCGGAAGUUACAAUACCAAUGGGAAGGUGAAAUCCCAGCAGUUUUUGGAUGCCACCUCGCUACAUCUGGCAGUAGAAGCUUUCUACAGACCCAAUUUCAUCCUAUACAAGGAGGACAGUGGCAGCAUUAAGGCUAAGGAAUACAGAAAUGAGUGCUGUGAGACCACCUUCACUGAGAAAAAGGCAAAGGAGGUGUCCAACACAACCGGGGCAGACACGCCCAGCACGGAAGAUCCUCAGACUAAGCUGCUGGAGGAUGGCGAACAUAUCAAGAUCCAAACGGUUUCCUAUGAGGUGGAGGAGGAGGAGUAUGUGGAGUAUGAGACAGACUGUUCUACCGACAGCGAGAGUGAAGACAACUUCAUUGUUGUCCCUCCACGAGAUCAUCUCGGCCUGGCCAUAUUCUCCAUGCUCUGCUGUUUCUGGCCUUUGGGGAUUGCAGCAUUUUACUUCUCACAAGGGACCACUAAGGCAGUGAACAAAGGUGACUUCCCGCUGGCCAACAUUGCCUCCCGAAGGGCUUUGUUCUUAGCUGCCCUCUCCAUCACUAUAGGCACCGGUGUGUAUGUAGGGGUAGUGGUAGCGCUCAUUGCCUACCUCUCUAAACCAGGGCACAUAUAGCAGUCACACCUUCUUUCCAAACACCUCCAGGGAGCCCAGGAAGAGAACACCGUCCUCUGGGGAAUGUCACUGCGCCUGCAGACUUUGAGGAAAGUUUUUCCAGGAUGUACAAUUUUUCCCCCCCCUCCACCUUCCUUUUGUUCCAGACUUCUCUCCCUGCAGGCCCUCUGUCAGCCAAGAUUUGCCACAGUGACUGGAGAGAGGUCAAGCAAGAGGGCAAGAAGAGGGAGGACUGCUGAGACAGAGGGUUUGAGUAAAGGAAGCAUUCCAUGUUGGAGCCCAGUUUGCAUCGCAAUGGCUUAAAUCCAUGUCGGCUUCAUCCUCUCCUGACGGAUUGUUAGGUUCCACAUGCCCUAAAGAAACUUUGAAGAGAGAAGCUCAGACAGUAACCUAUUGAACUUAACCAAUUAUUAACAAGCAGAGGUUUGGGAAGGUUCAGAUCAACACAGUGUAACUUAUUCACCUAAACCAAUACUAUACUGUUGUUGUUUGAGCUGCUGUUAAAAUUGGAGCUGCCCUGUGGAGUCUUGCCCUGUAUCAUCUCAGUUUGCCACCUAGGAUUGUCUUUAAUAUACUAUAAUCUGCCAACAUCAGCUCAAAAAUGUAUUUGUCUCUGGGCUGACUGCCUCACACCGCAAGAUUUUAAAAAAAAAAAGACGUGAGAACAUUUACAGUUUCUUAAACCAUGACAAAGGAGGACUUA
Messenger RNA from Pelmatolapia mariae (spotted tilapia), 2090 nucleotides. It is a transcript of the gene syndig1l, whose product is annotated as synapse differentiation inducing 1-like. NCBI's taxonomy places the organism in Eukaryota, Metazoa, Chordata, Actinopteri, Cichliformes, Cichlidae. The transcript is spliced from 4 exons. Bases 575 to 1387 code for a protein of 270 amino acids. Gene Ontology annotation, cellular component: intracellular membrane-bounded organelle; membrane. The record is from RefSeq and is a predicted model, not a curated record.